AUGUCUUUCUUUCGACGGCAUCCGGCACUUGAGGCAGCAUCCCAGGAGGACGCUCCUCAUGCAAACAACAACGAGGAUGACGAAAUGAUCGAUCCAGCCCUUCGCCUUCGAACCGUCCGCACCGCGGCAUCUGUCAUUGCUGAGUCUGUACGCACCGAAAAUCGGCGAGAGAGAUGGAGGCGAAGACACGGCUGGAGUAUGCGCCGAAAAGGGAGCAGUAAAAGUGGACGAAGCAUCCUACGACCAUGGGCUCAUGAGGAUUCUACCCAGGAUCCGAGGGAUAUACCAGCGUCUGAAUCUGCCGGAAAUCAAGGCGCCAAACAUACAGGUUCACGUAGAAAUAUUUAUAUGAACACCUCUUUGUCCCCAUCCGAAUUAGACAACAAAGGAGAGCCUAAAGUGCGAUUUCCAAGGAAUAAAGUUCGGACGAGCAAGUACACGCUUUUCACUUUCCUCCCUAAGAAUUUGGCGGAGCAGUUCAGCCGGAUUGCUAAUCUGUACUUCUUGGUGAUGGUCGUUCUUUCCAUUUUUCCCGCCUUCGGUGCUGCGGCACCCCAAAUCUCCAUGCUCCCUCUUGUCUUCAUCAUUAGUGUUACCGCUCUCAAAGAUGGUAUCGAAGACUACCGACGCGCCCAGCAGGACGACCUCGUGAACAAUUCCCCCGCCACCAAGCUCGGUGAUUGGAGGAAUGUCAAUCAACCCAAAGAUCCACGCACAUGGUUGGAGCGGACUUUCCGACUAGCUCCUCCUCCGGGCACAGUGACUAAGGGUGUACGCAAGCUGCGAGAGAAGGAGGCGUCUGAAUCCAUUGCUAUCAUCCUGAGACGUGAGGGUGAAUUUCAGAUUGAGGGUUCUAAUGGGCCAGGUGAAAUCCCUGCCCAACAUGAUCCAUCAUUCCCAUACCCUCCUGGUCAUCCGAAUGCGAACGUGUCUGUAUCAGCAAUCAUUCCUGAUGAAUCGGGGCGGUCACCUGUUGCUAAUUCUUCACAAUAUGCCAUGUCUACGCGGGCGCAAAGUAGUGACGGCGUCAUCGACUGGGAUACCCAGAUCACAGGGGCAGCUCACUGGGAACGAACCCUCUGGAAGAAGCUGGAGGUCGGCGAUGUUAUCCUCUUACGGGAGAAUGAUCAAGUGCCUGCCGACAUCGUUGUGCUCUCGACGUCUGACCCCAAUGGCUUAUGCUAUGUCGAGACGAAGAAUCUCGAUGGAGAAACGAAUCUCAAGCCGCGACGUGCAUUGAAGGCCACUUCAUCCAUGUUGUCCGAAGAAGACGUUGAACGGUCUGCCUUCAUUCUGGACGCCGAGGCCCCUCAUGCUAAUUUGUACUCCUUCAACGGCGUGCUCAAAUACCGCUUAAAGCCUUCCGCUGUCAAUGUUACCCCCUCCGCCCUUUUACAACAGGAGCCCGUGACGAUCAACGAACUGCUCCUUCGUGGUUGUGCGGUGCGUAACACAAAGUGGAUUAUUGGCCUAGUUGCGUUCACCGGAUCCGACACUAAAAUCAUGCUGAACGGUGGGGAAACGCCCCAUAAGCGUAGCAAGAUUGAGACGGAGACGAAUUUCAAUGUCAUUGUAAACUUUGCCCUAUUGAUAUCACUGUGCUUGAUCGCUGCUCUUGGGAAUGGGUUUUAUUAUCAAGACGCGGACACGAGUGGAGAUUUUUUCUACGAAACGAACGCCGCCCCGUCGACAAUUCCUUUUGUCGACGCAAUCUUUACUUUUGCGUCUGCCCUCAUUGCUUUUCAGAAUAUCGUGCCUAUAUCUCUCUUCAUCUCGAUCGAACUCGUUAAGACCAUUCAGGCGUACUUCAUCAAUCAGGAUAUUGACAUGUAUCAUGAGCCCCUCGACACCUCUUGCGUACCGAAAACAUGGAACAUCUCCGAUGAUCUAGGCCAAAUAGAGUACAUCUUCUCGGACAAAACAGGGACACUGACCCAGAACGUGAUGGAGUUCCAGAAGUGCUCAAUUAAUGGAGUUGCUUAUGGGGAUGGUAUCACAGAGGCCAUGCGAGGUGCCGCUGUCCGUGAAGGCGUGACACAAAGUAUGACGGUCCAGGAACAAGACGAGCACAUCCGACUACUUAAGGUGCAAAUGAUCUACACCAUGGAAGGGGCCUUCAGUAAUCGAUACCUGCAAAAGGACAAACUCACCCUCAUUUCAACCAAGCUUGCGGACGAGAUGGCAAAUCCGGAUUCUCCCCAGCUACCUCACAUAAUCGCUUUUUUUCGCGCUCUCUCUAUCUGUCAUACCGUCUUAGCCGAAAAACCGGAACCUCAUGAACAACCCUUCCUUGUCACUUACAAGGCUGAAUCGCCCGAUGAAGCUGCGCUGGUCGGAGCUGCCCGCGAUGCUGGUUUCCCAUUUAUUUACAAAGGAAGCAAGGGCAUCGACAUCGAGGUUCUGGGUCAAUUAGAGCGCUAUGCCCCCCUGCGCGUUCUCGAGUUCAAUAGCACACGUAAGCGGAUGAGCGUCAUCGUUCGGAAUCCUGAGGGUCGUAUUGUCCUUUAUUGCAAGGGCGCUGAUAGCGUCGUCUACGCCCGUUUGGCGGCUGAUCACGAUCCUGAUACGAAGGAACGCACUGCCAGCGACCUUGAUGCUUUUGCAAAUGGCGGUCUGCGAACUCUCUGCGUAGCAUACCGAUACUUAGAGGAAGGAGAGUACGAAAAAUGGGUGAGGGCCUAUGAUGCUGCUGCGUCUGCGGUGGAAGAUCGAGAAGAGGAAAUCGAGAAGGCCUGCGACAUGAUUGAGAGAGAUCUUCACAUCUUAGGUGCCACAGCUUUGGAAGACAAGCUGCAAGUAGGUGUGCCCGAGACCAUCAAGACACUCCAUCAAGCUGGUAUCAAGCUCUGGAUCCUCACUGGUGACAAGGUUCAGACCGCUAUCGAGAUCGGUUUUAGCUGCAAUCUUUUGACGAACGCAAUGGAGAUCAUGAUCCUUUCAGCUGACUCGUCGGACACGGCAAGACUUCAGAUUGAGGCCGGCUUGAACAAAAUUGCAUCCAUGAGUGGACGUGGCAGUGCCAACGGGGAACCUCGGCACAGUGGUGGAUUUGCUGUCGUCAUAGAUGGUGACACGCUGCGAUACGCUUUGGAUCCCACCUUAAAACCGCUAUUCCUCAAUCUCGGUAUUCAGUGCGAAACUGUUGUCUGUUGCCGUGUAUCUCCUGCCCAAAAGGCUCUUACCGUGAAAUUAGUGAAAGAGGGACGCAGUGCAAUGACGUUGUCCAUUGGAGAUGGGGCCAACGAUGUUGCCAUGAUUCAAGAAGCUAAUAUUGGCUGCGGUUUAUUUGGACUUGAGGGGUCCCAGGCUGCUAUGUCAGCCGAUUAUGCGUUCGCGCAGUUCCGUUUUCUAGCCAAGUUGGUACUUGUCCAUGGAAGAUGGUCAUAUCAGCGCAUUGCUGAUAUGCACAGCAAUUUCUUCUACAAGAAUGUGAUAUGGACAUUGGCAAUGUUUUGGUUCCUCAUUUUUUGCAACUUUGAUGCGACGUAUCUUUACGAUGCAUCAUUCAUCAUCUUGUAUAAUGUUGUGUUUACAUCGCUUCCGGUAAUAAUUCUUGGAGCUUUCGAUCAAGACCUGAAUGCAAAGGCAACACUCGCGUUUCCUCAGCUGUACAAGCGAGGUAUUCUCGGACUUGAGUACAGCAGACUCAAGUUUUGGACCUACAUGUUUGAGGGCCUGUAUCAAUCUCUCGUCGUAUUCUUCGUCCCAUAUUUCUUUUGGUCGAUUGGUCCAGCUGCGUCGCAUAAUGGUCGUGGCAUUGAAUCACUAUCUGAUUUCGGUACAACUGUUGCUGUGGCCGCGAUUUUCUCUGCAAACCUCUUCGUCGGAUUGAGUAAUCGAUAUUGGACCAUCUUGACCUGGAUAGUGAUAAUUGGAUCAAUGCUAUCGUGCAUUGUGUGGAUUGCCGUAUAUUCUCAGUUUGAUACUUUCACCGAUGAGAUCAACAUCCUUUUCAGUACGACGAGCUUCUGGAGUGCUGUCUUUUUCAGCGUUGUUAUUGCGAUUGGCCCUCGCUACCUUGCAAAGGCCUGGUCCCAAAUUUAUUCCCCCCUAGACAAGGAUAUCAUUAGAGAAGCAUGGGUUGCGGGAGACCUCAAAAAGCAAUUAGGGAUCCGACACCGCUACCGCAAAAACCGUGAUCCGGAAGACGCAGGCUUUUUAGACAAGGAGCAAUACAGUGAUGAGAGCGAGCGUAACUCUAAUGCUGAACCAGCCCCGUUGUUCUCAGGGGAUACAGGCGGACGUAGAGAUAAUACAUCCCAUAGAACCCUGACUCCGGCGCCAGCAGCGUCUCAGAAUUCAAGAACAUUGACCCCUCUUGGCGGCAGCGGGAACACUGCCUCUCCAUCCGCUUCAUACAGCUCUGCUUCGGCAAUCCCUGUCCCAUCCCCACAAAUACAGCAUGCAUCGCCACCGUAUCCAUCCCCCCAAGUACACUCUGGCAUUAUUCGUGGUUACGUCCCGGAGGACGUGGAGAUGCGCCCGGUUCGGUCAACCGCUGGCUCUCCCCCUUCAGAACCAUUGGAUCUAGUCCAGCCUUCCUAUUAUGACCAGCGUGACGUCGGCCUUGCUCACUAUCAAGAUCCUCCGAAUCCUCAACCGCAAGAUAAUGGUGGAUAUAGUGUACCUAGAGCGCUGUAG
Cantharellus anzutake is the source of this 4641-nucleotide messenger RNA. RefSeq lists its product as uncharacterized. Gene Ontology annotation, molecular function: ATP hydrolysis activity; magnesium ion binding; ATP binding. Gene Ontology annotation, biological process: phospholipid translocation. Bases 1 to 4641 code for a protein of 1546 amino acids. The transcript has 13 exons. Gene Ontology annotation, cellular component: plasma membrane. The record is from RefSeq and is a predicted model, not a curated record. Lineage: Eukaryota; Fungi; Basidiomycota; Agaricomycetes; Cantharellales; Hydnaceae.